UUGAUCCAGCAGCAGCUCCAGCAACAACAGCAACAGAUCCAACUCCAGCAACUUCAGCAGCUGCAGUCUCAGCCACCAUCACAGCUGGCACCUCAGUCCCAGUCCCAGCCCAUGGUAGCUCAGGUGCCGGGCCAGAUGUCGGGCCAGGUUUCCAUGUCUUCACCCUUAACACAGCAGCAGCCAUCAAUCAAACUUCAACCCCUGCACCCGGCCCGUUCACAGUUUCCCCAGGGCCAGGCGGCCCAGGCUCAGGCUCAAGCUCAGGCUCAAGCUCAGGCCCAGGCCCAGGCCCAGGCUCAGGCUCAGGCCCAGGCUCAAGCUCAAGCCCAGGCCCAGGCCCAGGCCCAAGCUCAAGCUCAAGCUCAAGCUCAAGCUCAAGCCCAGGCCCAGGCCCAGGCCCAGGCCCAAGCUCAAGCUCAAGCUCAAGCUCAAGCUCAAGCUCAAGCUCAAGCUCAGGCCCAGGCUCAAGCUCAAGCGCAGGCUCAGGCACAGGCACAGGCUCAGGCUCAAGUACAAAUGGGAGCAGGAGGGCAGAUGAUGUCUUCUAUGACCCGUGCUGUGCGACCACGGUUCCCACCUGCCUCUGUUGCAUCGUCCACGCCUCAAAGCUCCGUUCCUCUGGGAGGACAGCAAAUAGCACAGGUUAACAAUGCGAUUGCCAUGAUACCUUCUCCAGUCCAGCAAGUGCAGACGAUGCUUCCACCACCACAGCCACAGCCGUCCCCCCAGCCUCCUUCAUCCCAGCAAAGCUCUGUGAGUUCUGGUCCAGCUCCAUCGCCAAGUGCCUUCUUGCCAAGUCCAUCAGCACAGACAACACAGAGUCCAGCUGCAGCACGGACACCCCAGAAUUUCAGUGUCCCUUCUCCAGGCCCCCUGAACACUCCAGUGAAUCCAGGCUCAGUCCCAAGCCCAGCUGGUCGGACGCAGACUGAGGAACAGCAAUACCUAGACAAACUGAAGCAGCUGUCAAAGUACAUUGACCCUUUGAGGAGGAUGAUCAAUAAAAUAGACAAAAAUGAAGACAGAAAGAAAGAUCUAAGUAAGAUGAAGAGCCUCCUGGACAUCCUCACUGACCCUAACAAGCGAUGUUCUUUAGCAACUCUCCAAAAAUGUGAAAUUGCUUUGGAAAAAUUGAAAAAUGACAUGGCUGUGCCCACUCCUCCGCCUCCACCAAUGUCCAUCACAAAGCAGCAAUACCUGUGCCAGCCCCUCCUUGAUGCUGUCCUGGCCAACAUCCGCUCCCCAGUCUUCAACCAUUCCCUACAGCGAACCUUCGGGCCUGCCAUGACUGCCAUCCAUGGACCACCGAUCACGGCCCCUCUAAUCUCCCCGCGGAAACGCAAGCACGAUGAGGAUGAGAGGCAGACCAUUCCCAAUGUUUUACAGGGCGAGGUCGCACGGCUAAAUCCUAAAUUCCUGGUGAAUUUGGACCCUUCCCACUGCAGUAAUAACGGAACAGUCCAUCUCAUAUGCAAAUUAGAUGAUAAGAGUCUCCCCAGUGUCCCACCACUGCAGCUGAGCGUUCCAGCUGAUUACCCAGACCAGAGCCCUCAGUGGACAGAUGACUCUCAGCAGUAUGAGGCCAACCCCUUCCUGCAGAUGGUUCACCGUGCGAUGACGUCCAGACUCCUGCAGCUACCAGACAAGCACUCAGUCACUGCGCUGCUCAACACGUGGGCACAGAGUGUGAAGCAGGCCUGCCUGUCUGCAGCAUAACCCUUUCAGGAAGGAGUGUAUCCAUUCCAACCUGGAGUCUAUGUUACCAAGGAGCCUUCUAAUGGAUUCACUGAGAAGCUAAAUGUGUGGAAAAAUUGAGAAGGACUUGCACCGUUUAGCUCUCUUCCUGAUCACUUUAAACAAUAUGGGACCUUUCCCUUGCAUUUUUGGAUAUAAAGAUAUGUAUCAAGAAUUCAGUACUUUAUUUACAGUCCUUGUUUCUAUUUCAGAUAGCGUGUUUGCUCAUAGCCAAUAAGGAUGACUCUCAAUAUCCUGUAUGUUACCCGGGAAUGUGUGUUUUUAAUGAUGUAUCAGUGAAAUUGGCACUGGAGUAAAUUUUUUUCCAAAGAC
This is a messenger RNA of Carcharodon carcharias (great white shark), 2067 nucleotides long. RefSeq names its product mediator complex subunit 15 (gene med15). Lineage: Eukaryota; Metazoa; Chordata; Chondrichthyes; Lamniformes; Lamnidae. The transcript has 12 exons. The record is from RefSeq and is a predicted model, not a curated record. Bases 112 to 1716 code for a protein of 534 amino acids.